AUGGCUGAAGAAGCUGACGAAAAUUAUGAAAUCAAGAAGACAAAGUCAGAACCACAGAAAGCAGAAGCAGAAGCCGAAGCUGAAACAGAAGAAAUAAACGAAACUGAUGAAUUUGAACAAAGUAUUCGUUCAGGAGCAAACGAUCUCAACCAAAUUGACGAAGAAACACUACGUGCCGAACUUAAAAAGCGUAAUUACAAUCCAAGAUAUAUUGAUAAUCUCGAAAAAAGAAAACUUAUUUUAUUAUUCCAAGAAAUAAGGUUAAAUUCAGUAUCUAGAUAUAAAAAAAGUAAAUAUAUCAAUGCAGGCACAAAUAUAUUUGAUUCACAAAAAGGUGAAAAAAAAAUAGAAGAAACUAAACAAGUAAAUCCUUCUCAAAGCGAUGACUAA
Molecule: messenger RNA, 390 nt
Organism: Trichomonas vaginalis G3
Lineage: Eukaryota; Parabasalia; Trichomonadida; Trichomonadidae
Exons: 1
Coding region: 1-390 (129 amino acids)
Source: RefSeq, a predicted model, not a curated record